GUCAAAAGACAGGCUACUCUCAGGCAGACACAGCAGUCUGACUAGAAGCGUGUCUAGGGCAGAUCACUUUACUUUUGAAAAGUCGAUUUGCCGGAUACCUUUCGCUCUUCUGGCCUAAAAGGCUUUCCGUGGGUCAGUGAUUUUGGAGUUAUUCUUUCCCCCCGUGUGGAAAGAUGCUUAUUCAACUGCUCUCUCUGGCCAUCGGCAUCUGGCUCUCCUUCUUGGUGGAGGAGAGCCAAAUUUUCUCUGAAAAGGAAUUGUGGGCCAGAAUCGGCUGGGAGAUUCUCCCAGAAGAAACACCCAAAUUGAAGCUUCCAAGUCCACCUCCACGAUACUGCCUGCCUUUUCCUCUGGAGAAAGUCUGUUGCAGUCUUUCUACUUUCAUUCGAAUCAACAACUCGAUGCUGUUCUUAUCUACGCUUGGGAUAAGCCUGACUCUUAUGGUGCUUUUCUGGACUGCAUAUCGUCGUUGGACCAAACGGAAGCGGGAUGUGGAAACGUCUGAGGAUGAACAUCUGCAGGGUCGGUCCAUCCCCGGAAUGGAGCAGAUUCUUGCAGAAUUACUGACUACUGUGGUCAUGUUGAAACGUCAAGUGGAAGAGAUGAACAAAAACAAUGGAAAAGGAAAGUGCAGAUGCAGCUACGCUGACAGAAAGGCCGAAGCAGAGGGAGAACGGCGGACCUCCCUCACCCUUCCCGUUUGCCCUCCCACUCCCCGGCCGAGCUUGGAGUCGGUCCACGCCAAACCGGGCUCUUGAAUGCCUACAAGUGUAUCGUUGAAAUUAUUUAUUGUGUAGUUUAUUGCUAAUAAAUUUUAGGUGGACUAAAUCUGA
Messenger RNA from Ornithorhynchus anatinus (platypus), 833 nucleotides. Its product is annotated as testis-expressed protein 50-like. The transcript has 2 exons. Bases 174 to 758 code for a protein of 194 amino acids. Lineage: Eukaryota; Metazoa; Chordata; Mammalia; Monotremata; Ornithorhynchidae. The record is from RefSeq and is a predicted model, not a curated record.